Molecule: messenger RNA, 651 nt
Organism: Zingiber officinale
Lineage: Eukaryota; Viridiplantae; Streptophyta; Magnoliopsida; Zingiberales; Zingiberaceae
Product: DNA-directed RNA polymerases II, IV and V subunit 9A-like
Exons: 4
Coding region: 117-461 (114 amino acids)
Biological process (GO): maintenance of transcriptional fidelity during transcription elongation by RNA polymerase II; transcription initiation at RNA polymerase II promoter; transcription-coupled nucleotide-excision repair
Cellular component (GO): RNA polymerase II, core complex
Molecular function (GO): nucleic acid binding; DNA-directed RNA polymerase activity; zinc ion binding
Source: RefSeq, a predicted model, not a curated record
UCACGGCUGGAUGAAUAAAGAUCACCCUCCACAUGCAUGAAGGAACUCUUCCCCUUCCAUUCAGCUUCUCCACUCUCCACCGCCAGCUCAAGUAAACAACCGCCGCCUCCGCCGCCAUGAGUGCCAUGAAGUUCUGCCGCGAAUGCAACAACAUUCUUUAUCCGAGGGAAGACAGAGAGCAAAAGAUUCUUCUCUUUGCCUGUCGCAACUGCGAUCACCAGGAGGUUGCCGAUAACAACUGCGUAUAUCGGAAUGUGAUAGCUCACGAGGUAGGCGAACAAACACAGAUUUUGCAGGAUGUGGCCGCUGACCCUACUCUUCCGCGUACCAAGGCCGUCAAGUGUGCCGUAUGUGGUCAUCCAGAGGCUGUUUUCUUCCAGGCUACGAGUAGGGGAGAGGAAGGGAUGACCCUCUUCUUCGUCUGUUGCAAUCCGAGUUGUGGCUAUCGAUGGAGAGACUGAUCGAAUUGAUGUCGAUAUCGAGUUAACUUAUUGAUUUUCCUCCCUCUUGAUUGGAUUUAAGAAUAAAGAGAGUGUGAAUUUGUUCGAACUAAAUGGUUUGAAUUGGGCUUUGCAAAUUAUGUUGUUCAAACUUAUUUGAAGUUAGAUUGAUGAGGAAGUGAAUGGAUACUCUUUAUGUUUUUACGAUAUA